Molecule: messenger RNA, 730 nt
Organism: Nymphalis io (European peacock)
Lineage: Eukaryota; Metazoa; Arthropoda; Insecta; Lepidoptera; Nymphalidae
Gene: Srx
Product: sulfiredoxin-1
Exons: 3
Coding region: 108-500 (130 amino acids)
Biological process (GO): cellular response to oxidative stress
Cellular component (GO): cytoplasm
Molecular function (GO): sulfiredoxin activity
Source: RefSeq, a predicted model, not a curated record
AAUUUGCCGCUAAAACCGUAUCGUGUUAGUCACUAUUACAUUCACAAUGAAGUCAUCAGUUUUGCCACACGAGUCGAGCCGGACACUUGUGUGCAUUUGAGUUAAGUAUGUUAAGGUUUCUGUCAACCUUAACUAAUACAGUAGCCGUAAACAAGAAUCUAGUGAGAAUGACAAGUAUACACAGUGCAUAUAAAGAGGACGUUCACGAUGUGCCAAUGUCUGUUAUAAUCAGACCUUUUAUUCCUGAGUUAGACGAAGCAAAGGUGCAAUCUCUUAUGGACACUAUUCAGAAAGACGAAUUGCAGGGCGUAGUUCCUCCAAUAGACGUUCUCUGGAUUAAGGGCAGAGAGGGUGGCGACUACUACUACAGUUUUGGAGGGUGCCAUCGUUUUGCGGCGUACAAUAGACUGAACCGAUCCACCAUACCAGCUAAGAUCGUUAAAUCUACACUCACAGACUUACGAAACUAUUUAGGUAGCAGUACACCGGAGCUUAAGUGACAUUGAUAUUGCCUUAGAAAUACUGAAUAAUCCAACACAUAUGAGGUAAACACGGAAUUGAUUUUAGAGUGAGGGGAUGGUUGUAAGGGGUACAUUAAUUGUAAAGUAGAAACAAUUGGUUACAAAUAAAUAAAUAACCAAAUAAUAUAAAACUACAUUUUAUUUAUUUUGUAUAAUCAUAUGCUUAGAUAUUAAGCGAUUUAUAUUUUAUAUAUAACACAAAACAAUGA